AUGGCUAUAGCUGACUCGCAAGGCAACCUUUACGAUUUCCAAGGCACGAACUCCAUCGGAAAGAAUCACUUACUUUUUGGAAACCCAACAAAAGCCAUUCCGAUCGGCAUUCCCGGAGAAAAUGAUGAAGAAUGGGAUAGAUGCGUCAAGAAUGCAAUUCAUCAGUAUCAACACGAAGAAUAUAACUUCCUGUACCGGAGCACUCCAGUUUUUUUAAUUAUGUAUAGAAGCAAUAACUGCCACGAUUUCGCGGCGUGUGCUUUAAACCAGAUGGAGCUUCCCCGGUUUAAAAACCACCCAUUUAAUUGCACAAACUUAGCAUUGCUUGCGGUUUCACGCGGCCAUUUCCUCGGCUUUGGUUCAUUCUUACUUUCCUGGCUUCCUUUCCUUCUAAUUAUUGCGUCCAUAAUCGUUUCUAUCGUUUUGUGUCUUGUUUGUUCAAAAAAAAAAUAA
Molecule: messenger RNA, 453 nt
Organism: Blastocystis hominis
Lineage: Eukaryota; Bigyra; Opalinata; Blastocystidae
Exons: 1
Coding region: 1-453 (150 amino acids)
Source: RefSeq, a predicted model, not a curated record